CUGACGUACAGUAACGUCAAAUGCGGUAGUGGCUAUUAAACAGCAAAACUCGAGCCGUAGCGCUAGUCGAGCAAGGUCUGUUUCCAGACCGGUGCGACCGUCUCAAACUUGACGCUCAGCGGGCCGCAGAGAUUUUCUUCGGGGAGCGCUAAGUCGCUGAGACAAACAUGGGCAACGCAGAAAGCGGCUGCGGCGGAGGCAGCGGCGACGACGAAGACGUGGAAACGGAGAGCCCCGGCUUCGCGGAAGACAGUCCGGCCUCUGCGGCCACUGGCGGCGGUGUCGGAGGCGGAGGCGGUGGCGGCUCCGGCUCCGGGAGAGGCGGAAGGGGAUCGAAUAACGUGCCGGUGCCCUCCGGCGGGCCGCCGAGCCCCGGGGUGCUCCUGGAGCAAGUGAAGCUGCGGGAAGCGGCGGCCCGCAUCAGCGACUCGGGGGUCGCCAUUCAGGAGUCCGUCCUGGCGGGCAACGAGAGCGUCCUGGUGCGGUGGCUGGAGGACCGCCUGAACCGAGGCGAGGAGUCCGUCAACGUGGAGCAGUUCUGCGAGAUGCUGGAGAGCAGGGAUGCUCCGAGGGACGAGUGUGAAGAGGCCUUUGGACAGUUCGAUGCCGAAGGCGACGGUGUGGUGGACGUAGAGAGCAUGCUGAUCGCGCUGAAGAGCUCCAACGGCGCUAAUCUACAGGGAGAGCUGAGUCAUGUGAUAAGACAGCUACAAGCGUGCACCCUAACCCCAGGUUUUGUUGACAUAUUCUCCAAGAACAAAGACCGGUUAGGAGCACAUGCCUCUAAGAUCCUUAAGUUCUUGCAUAGGAAUCGCAUUCCCAGCAGUGCCAUACCUUUCCCCAUCUUAGAGGGCUACAACAGCAUCUGCACCAUGAGGUCCAGUGUGGUCCAGGACUACUUGGAAUUCCUCUUACAGAAGGAGAAAGAUUUCGAUAUCCAAUAUAGAGCGGAGCUGGACCGUGACCCAGAUGUGGACAAGGUCAAAGUAGUCACGCAGUGCUACAGCACAAUAGAAGUUUCGUCCAACGGUGCUGACAUUUACAAGAUGACGAAUGGAGAAACAACGUCGUUCUGGCAGUCGGACGGCAGUGCACGCUCACACUGGAUCAGAUUGAAAAUGAAACCAGAUGUGGUCCUGCGACGUCUGGCCAUUGCUGUGGCCUCCAAUGACCACAGCUACAUGCCUCAGCUGGUCUCCGUCGCCGUGGGAAAGAACCGCCGCUCCCUGCAGGAGAUCAGAGACAUUCGCAUCCCCAGCAACAUGACCGGCUACGUAGCUCUCCUGGAGAAUGCCAACAUCACACACCCAUACAUCCAAAUCAACAUUAAGCGUUGCCUGAGUGAUGGAUGCGACACACGGAUUCAUGGCUUGAAGACGCUGGGUUAUCAGAUUACGAAAAGUAAAGAGGUGUCUGUUUCGGAUGCUUCUGCUAUCUGGUACCUGUCUCUCCUCACCUCCUUGGUCACUGCCUCCAUGGAGACGAACCCUGCUUUGGCCCAGACAGUUCUCCAGAGUACACAAAAAGCCUUACGACACAUGCCGCCAUUGUCUCUGACGCCAUCGUCCACAGAGUUCCCCAAGUUCUUCUCUUUGAACAUCCUGGAGGAGGUGGAUGGAUUUCUACUCAGGAUAGCAGACUGCUGUGUGAGUCCCGAUGCAGAACUGACCCUCCUGGCUUUUGCUCUGGCCAGAGGCAGCGUGGCUAAAGUGCUCCAGGCCCUGUCCUGCAUCAGCGACCAUUUAGAGGCCGAGUACAAGGCCUCCUCCUUGAUCACAUCUAUGGCCUCGGUUAGACUGCGACUACUCUAUCGCAACGGGAAGCCCCUCCAGCUGCACCUACAGGCCUGUGAUGUGAAGAGCAAAGAGGAGAAAUCAGGACCAGAGAACAUGCUCACAGAAUCCGCUACUGGAGAUGGUUUUCUCACCGAAAGCGGCCGAAAGAAAGCCAGUGUGAUCCUGUCUACGGAAGACCAGAGCAACUUCCAGGUCACUCAGAUGAAGAUCAAAGUGCGAAAAGGAGCCAUUGGCGCAAAAUGUGGCUUGGUGUUUGCAUACAAAGAGGAAGACCCUUUUGAUGCAGAGAAACACUUCAGGAGGUUCAAAAAGUAUGAUACAUGGGACUACAAGGACUACAAAGAGUUUGUACAAGACAACGUAAGGACUCCAGCACAGGCCGAGGACGAGCCGAUUGGUUGGUUUGAGCUGGAGGAGGACUGGAACGAUGUGGAGAUCAAGCUGCAGCAGUGUCGCGUAGCGAAGUUCUUGAUGGUGAAGUUCCUCUGCACCAGGCAGGAUUCUGCAGAGCGCCUUGGUGUGCAGUCGCUCAGCUUCAGCGGCUACCUGUGCCCUGGGACAGAGAGGCUGGCAGACCUAGAUGACCUCAGUCCAGAUGGGGAGGGCUUAGAUCGCGGUGCUGUUACUGGACUCUGUCUACUUAACAAGACAAUAUUCUUCAUUCAGCAGCUUACAAGAGACAUGGAUGCAUCUCACUUCAAGCAGAAGUAUCUUCUGGACUUCAGUGGUCUCAGUCUCAACAUCUUCUGGAAGUUCUACAGUAAACUCAGGGAGAUUGAGGGGGAGGAGGUGUUGAAGAGCAGGGUGCUCCUGCUCCAGCUGAUGCAGAACUGCUUCCCCAUGCUACCCAACCCACUGGAGUCCCGGGGGCUGGAGGAAAGCCAGGCACCAAACGAGGGGGCCGCAGCAACUGCUUCUCCAUCCACCUUCAGCGGUGGGGAGCCUCAGGAUAAUUCUCUUAUUGCAGUGUGGGAACUCUACACUCACCUCUGCCACAUUGUUGAUGGUCCACAGGGCGAGACAUCAGUGGAAAUAGCUCUGCGCAAAGAAGCAGUGAAGGCCAUUCUUAGUGGGGCUGUUGUUUUCUUCCCUGAUAAACACGUCAGGCGGGACAAACUCUUCCACAUGAUGAAAAAUAUUACAGAAGAAGAUCAGCCAGAGUCUGUAAAGGUGACUUUUGAAUCACUCUGCAACUACUUCAGCGAUCAAGACCCGAGCGGCCUCCUGCUGCUCCCUCCUAAAGGAGCUCCUGUGGACUUUGACAUCAGCCCCAUUCUGUCAGUGAUGGAGACGCUGCUGCAGGUGGCAACGAGAGAGUGUGAAGUUAUGAUGGUGGACGAGAGCAGUGGCGCUAGCAGGACUGUAUUACUGGCGUUGUUCUGGGCCCUGCAGGGCAGUCUGCUGUCUUGGUGCUACCUACAGUUUAAGGGAGGUGCUGCCACUGCUGUUGCCAUGGAUCUGGCCAGGGCCAUUUUACUUAAUUAUGUGGAACAGUUCCUCGGAAGCAUUAAGGUUAUCCUCGGUUGCCUGCUGGAGAAAUACACCAGUGCUGAAAUUACUGACAAACUUGGCAACUCCAUCCUCACCACAGUUUUCCGACAACUGAUGAUUUUCCUCCUGGAGCUGUGCUCUUUGGAUAUUCCCCACAGUCUGCUGCUGAAGAGCUUCUCCUCCCUGGUUGAACUGCUGAAAAGCCUUUCCAGUGAUACUGGAGAUAUCUUUUCCAAGGUGGAUCAGGAGAGCUGGCAGCAGCCUCAGCAGCCCGUCGUGCUGAGGACGUGGAACAUGGAGUCACCCCACAACUACGAGAACUGCCGCCAUGAGACCACCAUCUUCGCGUGCCCCGGUGCUACUUCCUUUGAAGUGGAGUUUGAUGAACGCUGUGAAACGGAGAAGAGAUACGACUACCUAGAAUUUACAGAUUCUAGAGGCGGGAAGGUCCGAUAUGAUAUGAAAGUUGGAACGGAAAAGUGGCCAAAGAAAGUGACAUUUGAUGCUGGCCCUCAGCUCCAGUUCCUCUUCCACUCUGACAGCAGUAAUAACGAGUGGGGUUACAAGUUUACUGUGACGGCCAUGGGUCUGCCCGAUAUCACCAUUUCCUGGAUCUCAGACCUGCAGCUGCUGGUAGCUCGCCUGAUGGGUCGCCUAGCGUCUAGAACUCUGGCACUGAAAUCGCCUCACGAGAUCCGCAGUGUGACGGAGCUUCCAGCGGGAAAGAUGUCUCACGUUCAGUCUUCUCCUUUAUGGAAACCCAUUCUGCGACAUGGGCUGUGUGAAGCGAGAGAGGCCAAACACACUAAAACCGCUCCUGACAAGACGAAUACAUGGUCACUUGAUGACUUGAAGAGCCUCUUGGAGGACUUUGCUCGCUGGAACCCCUCCCAGGAAGCUUCGGACAGCAGAACGGAAGUGAUGAGGACCAUCAUGCAGUCCUGCAAAAAGCAGCCAUCGAGGCAUGAGAUAGCUAGUGGGUCAAAGACAGACCAGGCUGUGAAUUCCAUCUGGGCCGCUAUGGUGUACCACACACCAGCCCUCAGCAGUGCUCUGAAGACCUAUGUACAUCAGGACUGCAAGGCCUGCUUAAGCGAAGAGUUUGUGCAGGUGUACGCACUGGCAGACAGCAUCAGAACGUGGAUGUUAGAGAUGAAGCAGAGGUACCUGGUCGGCAAAAUGAAUGUUCCUGAAGAGAAGGAAGGAGUUCCCGAUGAGGUCACAAUGGAAUCACUAGCCGAGAUGUGUAUCGAGAAGAGCCUUUUGCUGUUCCGAUUCGCCCCCUGUGGAUUGAUCUGUCCGGAUGGUGACUCGCUCAAAGCUGCAGAGGGCGGCGGCGCACCUCUCCUUCGCUCCAUCUCUGUCUCUGAAGGGGACUUCCAGCCCAGCUCCACUGUGGGGUCCCAGAAUCCAGGAUCUGAAGAAGCCAGUGAAUCCAGGGCAGGAGAGAACGUGUCCCCUGGCGCUUCGGCCCAGAACCCGACGUCUUGUGGGCACAACAGGCAGGACCACAGGGGCUCCACAGAGAGCCUCUCAUCCCAGCCAGGGGAGCCAGCCUCACCCUCUGGCCUUCCACGCAAGCCCCCGUUCAGCCGAGCUCGCCUGCGCCUCCUGUCCUGUCGAUCUAUAGAGGAGCCCCGUAUGAACCCCCCCGUCAAGGAUCGCUACCCAAUGCUCAAACACAUUCUAAACUUUAUAAGGGACCAAGCGCUCACAACGGCAAGCAUUCUGCAGACUCUGUCAUUGAACAAAGCCCAGGCUCUGAGCGUGUGCAAGGUCUUGGAGAUGGUUCAGCAGUGUUUACAUUCCCUUGGAAAGCCACACCUCUUCCAAGCACCCUGCAUACUGUUCCUGCAGGAGUUGCUGACUUGUCAGAAGGAUUUCACCAGUUACUUCUCCCAGUUGUCAGACAGUGGACAGAAGCUGGGGGAGAAGGUGAGGCGGUCCUACCAUCAGUUGGUGCUAAUGCUGGUGGAGGCAGUACAAGGCUUCAGCAGCCUCAAUGAAAAAGCUCUGCUGCCCGCACUGUCGUGUGUGCAGACCUGCCUGUUGCACCUUCUGGACAUGAGCUGGGAGGUACACGACCUGAGUCUCUUCCUGGAUAUCAAGCUUCCAGACAUCCUGCUCUGCAUGUCACAGGAGAACAUUAGUGUUCAUGACAUCGCCAUCAGCCAAUGGACAGAGGAAGAUGAAAUCGCGGAUUACAAGAAGAACCAGGAGUGGAUGGAUGAAUGUAUGGAUGGAAUGUUUGAGAAGUGGUAUGACAAAAUUGAUGAAGAGGACUCGAUGGAGGACAGGAGAAAGAUGCACAUGUUCAUCGCACGCUAUUGCGACCUGCUUAAUGUUGUCAUCUCCUGUGACGGAUGUGAGAGAAUGGCACCGUGGCACCGCUACCGAUGUCUGCAGUGCAUGGAUAUGGACCUCUGCAAGACCUGCUUCCUCAGUGGAGCAAAGCCUGAGGGCCACGAGGACGAUCACGAGAUGGUGAACAUGGAGUACGCAUGUGACCAUUGCCAGGGCCUCAUUGUCGGCAGCAGGAUCAACUGCAAUGUGUGUGAAGACUUUGACCUGUGCUUUGGCUGCUACAAUGCGAAGAAGUAUCCAGACAGCCACCUGCCCACCCAUCGGAUCACUGUGUACCCCAUGGUGACCAUCCGAAUCAGUGACCGCCAUCGAUUAAUCCAGCCCUACAUCCACAACUACUCCUGGCUGCUAUUUGCAGGCCUGGCUCUGUACACAUCAGAACUGAGCAGUGAGAAGCUGGUGAAUGGUGAGCCCUUGGCCAACAACAACUUGAGCCAGGCCUCAGUCCUGCAGACACGCUGCUCCCAACUCAUCACUGACUGUUUGCUGAAGGGCCAGACUGGCAAAGGUCUGCGCUCCUCAGCGCUGCUCGCUCUGCUGUCCUCCAGUGACUCAGCUUCCGAUAGCGACCUAUGUCCGGUCUCCCCAGAGUCCUCUCAGGAGCUCAGUACGACCACUGACACCUCCUCUCUCCCUGGCAGCACCGCAGCAAUCUGCUCCCCAUCAUCUCCCAGAGACAAGAGCAAAUCAUCACAAAAGGAAAGAAAGGCAAAAGAGGGGGACUUCUCCCCCUCUGUGCCUCCAGAGGUGUCGUCCCCCCCCAGCACUGGAGAGGAGGAGAAAAGAAAGCUGGUUACUCAAGACACCCUGGACUCGCCCAGCCUCAGUCAGACUCCUUCUGUGUCCAGCGAGGACCCCCUCUCUCCUGUGGUGCGACCUUUAGAGUCUGGACUAGGGACAGUCAACUCUCCGGCAUCAGAUGUGGCUAAGGAUGCUGGCGAGAGGCUGCCCCAGGUUCCCCUACAGGAGCAUGUGUUCUCAGAGUGCUCCAGAGAGAGGAUCCUAGGGCUCCUAGCAGCCAUGCUUCCACCAGCUAUGCCAGGCAGCAUCCUGUCAUUGCCUAGUCUGAGCUCCAUCCUGCCCCAGCUUUUCAGGGCAGUCAUUUCCAACGCUGGCUCGCUCAAUGAGACCUACCACCUCACCCUGGGACUGCUGGGCCAGCUGCUGCUUCGAAUCUCUCCGACGGAGGCGGACACCGCCGUCACAGAGGCUCUGGCUGACAAGUACGACCUGCUGACUCAGGGAGAUGCAGCCAGUUCAGACACGCAGGGCUGGAAGACCACUCAGCUGCUUUUCAGUCUAGGGGCUGUCUGUUUAGACAGUCGUAUUGGUUUGGACUGGGCGUGCACAGUUGCGGACAUUUUACACAGUCUGAACGCUUGCCCUGAAUGGAGCCUAGUCAUUGCUGCCUUCACUGACCAUUGCAUUCAGCAGCUGCCACAGACUCUCAAACGCACCAACCUCUUUACCCUGCUGGUGCUGGUGGGCUUCCCUGAGGUGCUGUGUGUGGGCACCCAGACUGUGUUCAUUGACAACGCCAAUGAACCACACAACAUGAUCCUGCUCAAACACUUCACGGAGAAGAACCACGCUGCGGUGGUGGACGUUAAAACACGCAAGAGGAAAACGGUGAAGGACUAUCAGCUGAUCCAGUCUCAGGAUUCUACUACAGUCAGCCUCACGGGGCAGUCAGGGGGCCAAGGUCCCCCGAAAACAUUGCUGAGCCGCUACUUAAAUAAUUUCACUGCUAUCAUCAGCCACUUGCUGCAGACCAGCGAGGACAAUAGCUCUCCUGAUGCUGUGGAGGCCUCCUGGGUUCUGUCCUUGGCCCUGAAAGGCCUCUACAACACACUCAAGAAGCACGGAGUAGAGCAGGCUCAGGAAGCCAUCCAUCAGUCAGGACUGACCCAGCUGCUGGUGAGGAAGUGCAGUAAAGGGACAGGCUUCAGCAAGCUGUGGUUGCUGAGAGAUCUGGAAAUUCUCUCCAUCAUGCUGUACUCCUCGAAGAGAGAAAUCCACUCCAUGGCCCAGGAUCCUGAACGAGACCAAAGAGAGCAGGACAAGGAGCACGACUCGGACCAGUCCAGCUGCUGCGCUGAUGACACCGACAUCAACAAGCCGGACCCACUGGAGGGUCUCGAUGAGGAGACCAAGAUUUGCUUCCAGAUUACCCACGAUGCCUUAAACGCUCCUCUGCCCAUUCUGCGUGCAAUGUACGAGCUGCAAAUGAAGAGAACUGACUCUUUCUUCCUGGAGGUGCAGAAGAGAUUUGAUGGAGAAGAGAUAAAAACAGAUGAGACAAUCCGUACUCUGGCUCAGAAGUGGCAGCCUAGCAGGCGACUGCGCUCUGAGGAGAGGAACACUAAGGCUGUAGACACUGAUAUGAUUGUUGUGUCCUGUGUGUCCAAACCAAGUCACUGUGAAAAGGCCACGGAGGAGAUCAACGUAGUGGCCCAAAAACUCAUCACCAAUUCAGAAAGCGACCUGCAGCUGAGCUACGCAAAGCAGAGGCGCACCAAAAGCUCGGCUCUGCUGCACAAAGAGCUGGACGUGCGCAGCAACCGGGCGGUCCGCCAGUACCUGGUGAAGGUCAACCAGGCCAUCGCCACGCUGUACGCCCGCCACGUGCUGGCCUCCCUGCUGGCUGACUGGCCUGCAGACGCAGCGCUGAGCGAGGAAGCCCUGGCCCUGAACGGCGCCUCGCACAUGGCCUACAUCCUGGACAUGUUAAUGCAGCUGGAGGAGAGGCCGCUCUGGGAGAAGAUCCUGCAGAGGGUGCUGAAGGGCUGCAGCCAGAGUAUGCUGUGCAGCCUGUCUCUCACUGCGUGUCAGUUCAUGGAGGAGCCAGGUAUGGCCGUGCAGGUUCGAGAAUCCAAACACCCGUACGACAAUAACACCAACUUUGAGGACAAGGUGCACAUCCCAGGGGCCAUAUACCUGUCUAUAAAGUUCGACUCUCGCUGCUACACGGAGGAAGGCUGUGAUGAGCUCAUCAUGUCCAGCAGCAGCGACUUCCUCCAAGAUGUCCACAAUUUCAGUGGCUCUCCUCAAAAAUGGUCGGACUUUGAGAUCCCCGGCGAUACCCUGUACUACAGGUUCAUGUCCGACAUGAGCAACACGGAGUGGGGCUAUAAGUUUACAGUCACAGGAGGCCACAGAGGGCGCUUUCAGACAGGUUUUGAGAUACUUAAACAAAUGUUAGCUGAUGAGCAGGCGCUCGGUCACCUGCCGCUUUCAGACAUCUGGGAGUGGCAGGUGGGCGUGGCCUGUCGCCAGACGGGGAACCAGCGGAUCAAAGCCAUCCACUUGUUGCUCCGCCUCCUUCAGUGUCAAUCUCAGACUGCCUGCAAGCUGACGCUGCUGCGACCUCUAUGGCAGCUCUUCAUGUCGAUGGAAAACAGCCUGAGCCAGGAUCCCACCAGUAUCACUGUGCUGCUGCCUCUUCACAGAGCCCUCACCGAGCUCUUCUUCGUCACAGAGGCCCGGGCCAUCGCGGAGGGCGUCCUGCAGGAGUAUUUGUUGGCCAUGACCACCGACGAGCAGCUCCUCGGUCACACCGCGAUGGCUCUGAAGAAUAUCGCCGCCAUCAGUCUGGCCAUCGAUUACCCCAAUAAAUCUACCAAACUCCUCAACAUGUCCUCCUGAGAGGUGCUACAGAGCGAGUGGAGCAGAACAGUCCAGGAGGGGGAUGCGUCCUGAGUCAGCGGGAGUACAGAUGACCCCACUCUGGAAACUCUCUGCUGCACUGUGGAUGUGAGCUAAGGAGGGGGACUCCAGGAGCACUUUCCACAUUUAUUCACCAUACUCCUUGCCUUUAUAUCAGCAUGCGCAUUCACUGGAACAGGAAUGAUUGCAGGGUGUUUUUCUUUCCGUGCGCGUGAGUGUGUUUGGUUCUGAUUGGAGGAUGCCAUGCUAAAUGACUUGAAGUGUGCCAAAUACACGACCUACAAGGGAAGCUAUGCCCCCCCCCCCCUCUCCUAAACAGCAGCCACUAUGGGUUACAUGGUGAAAGCAGGUCACCUUGGCAACUUGCAUGUCUCGGUGGACAUGUAGAGCAUCCUAAAAAUACAGCCCAGGACAGAGUGUCAUUAGUCACCAGAGGGAGAAAGAAGCUGACCUACUAGCUCAUUCCACUCCUUCCAUCCUCCCUACAGUCCUCUCUAGAAUUCCUUUCUUCCUGCUCCUCCCUUUCCUUCUCAGACUGCACAUGCGUGUAACAGAUGUGCCUGUGCACCAGCCACAGUCACAAUAGCCAUAGUGGUGAGAGCCGGUCCCAGCUGAGGGGAGACGGUGAUACUAUUGCAAUGCAUUCCUUCAUCUCAUCCCGUCACUCGGUAAAUGAAUGAAAGAGCAUUAUGAUGUCAUCAUGUUCAUGCAGAAAUGCAUAAUAGCAAAAAACCUGAAGCCCUAUAGUUUUACCCACAUGCAUUUAGUUGCUCAUUUUUCACAGCAGUGGGUGAUAAACAGGCUGUCACACUAUGCUGCCCCUGGAUGUUAUGUAUGGUAACACUGCUGAUUUCCACUAACGCCGAUAUUUAGCACCUUGAGACUUAAUUGACUGUCACUGUUAAAGGCGCCGAUUAAAGCGACACCUCGCUUCCACUUCUUCACAUCUAAGGUCCGUUGAGCUGGAACAGGUGAACACUGAAUUACCUCAUGUUUUCUAAACACACACUUGAGUUGUGCGGAGCUUCCUCGCGUCCUUGAGUCUCAUCACACUUAAACCACAGGUUGCGGAGCUGAACUCUGGUAGCUGCAUCCGCGUCGGCCCCUGUCCGCAGACUAAACCAAGCUCGGUUCGGUCGCUCUGAACACUGCUUUUAAAGAGCGAGCAGAUGUGUUUUUUGUUUCUCCGUUUACUACUGUACGAAUUUCAUGUGAUGAGAUUCUUUUGGUUGGAAGAGGUCAUGGUGGUUUUAUACCAAAGAAACCGAAUCCUCCUGAGCCAUGACAACUCACAUGGAGCUCCUGAUGGUGUUUCGUCUCUGUCACACACUUUAUCAGAGAGCAGUUGAGUCCUUUAGACAUUGUUGAGUUUCUUUUAAUUUCCUCUUAGUUUUUUUCUACUUCCACAUUUUUUGUGGCGGUCCGCUCCAGGACCUUAGGAUAGACGUGGAGGUUCUGUUCACUCAAGACGAGGCGCCUCGCCUAUCUACAACGUGCCUAUGGUUAAAAACGAAGCAAUCAUAAUUUAUCUCAUGUUACCUUAAAGGUUAUUAACUAUAUUUUAAAAGAGAACUAUAUUGUUUAAUUUGAGUUUUUUUGUAACCUUUUACUUUUAAUGUUUUCUUUGUUUGAGGAUGCUUGAUACUUGAGGCUGACUAAUUUGAAUGUACAUAUCUGUGAAUAUUAAUUGCACAGAAGGAACAACUUUGAUAUCAACCCCAUGCAAAUCUUAUGCUUACUGUGCACUAACAGAUGGACACUCAGAUUCAGAUUUUGUAUGCAUGGCACUGAAGGUAAAGGAAAUCUGCUUGGGUUGACAUGUGCUUUCUAAUAAAAUAGAAGUUACUCAAAGAAA
Messenger RNA from Betta splendens (Siamese fighting fish), 11172 nucleotides. It is a transcript of the gene zzef1, whose product is annotated as zinc finger, ZZ-type with EF hand domain 1. Gene Ontology annotation, molecular function: ubiquitin-like protein ligase activity; calcium ion binding; zinc ion binding. Gene Ontology annotation, biological process: regulation of synaptic plasticity; protein ubiquitination. Bases 168 to 9296 code for a protein of 3042 amino acids. NCBI's taxonomy places the organism in Eukaryota, Metazoa, Chordata, Actinopteri, Anabantiformes, Osphronemidae. The record is from RefSeq and is a predicted model, not a curated record. Gene Ontology annotation, cellular component: postsynapse. The transcript is spliced from 54 exons.